This is a messenger RNA of Leptonychotes weddellii (Weddell seal), 683 nucleotides long. The record is from RefSeq and is a predicted model, not a curated record. NCBI's taxonomy places the organism in Eukaryota, Metazoa, Chordata, Mammalia, Carnivora, Phocidae.
AUGCUGGGGCACCUGUCUACUUCUACGAGUUUCAACACCGGCCCCAGUGCUUGAAGGACACAAGGCCGACUUUCGUCAAAGCCGAUCACUCUGAUGAAAUCCGCUUUGUAUUUGGAGGUGCCUUCCUGAAAGGCGACAUUAUCAUGUUCGAAGGAGCCACCGAGGAGGAGAAAUUGCUGAGCAGGAAGAUGAUGAGAUACUGGGCCAACUUUGCUCGGACCGGGGACCCUAACGGGGAAGGCCUGCCUCUGUGGCCAGCCUACAGUCAGAGCGAGCAGUACCUGAAGCUGGAUUUGAACAUGAGCGUGGGACAGAAACUGAAGGAGCAGGAGGUGGAGUUUUGGUCAGAUACCCUCCCCCUGAUUAUGUCCACUUCCACAGCCCUCCCUGGUCCUCCUUCCUUACUCUCCUUUUCUCUGUUCCUGCCUUUAUUCUUCUCUGCUCCUUGAGAAAUUGUGUGUGAUUUUAGUUUUCCUUCUUCUGCAAUUUCCCCCACGAUCAUUAGCUCCAUUUUUGUGUUUAGCUACUUUGUGAAAUCAGCUGCUUUUACUGAUGUUUUAUGGACGUGGGGAGGAUCCCUAGGGGACUUCUUUUCUAUAUCAAACAACGCUGCUUGUCUUGGAAUGCUACCAGAUCUCUUCAAUAAAUCUGCAGGAGGGCCAGCCUAUUGGUUGGCAUCAUAA